UACAAUUUCGAAUUUUAUUGCAUAACCAGAUUGACAUUAUUAUUGACACCGUUGACAGUAAAUAUAACCUUAAAGUUGCAAACACCACACAAAAACAGUCCUAGCGUGAUUUAAUCAAAAAUUAAUUAAAAAAGCGUGAAUACGAUGGAAGCGGACGAUGAACCUGCCAUGAAAAAGCCCAAGUUCGAGGAGCCCCAAGCCAAAUCAAACUCCUCACAACCCGAAAUUGAGCCCCCUUCUGACAAUUCGGACCGGAAAGGUGGGAAGCCCCAAACGCAUCGACUGUGCCCCUAUUUGGACACAAUCAACCGGCAAUAUCUCGACUUUGAUUUCGAAAAAUUGUGCUCAGUGUCGUUGACUCGCAUCAACGUUUAUGCCUGUCUUGUUUGCGGAAAAUAUUUCCAAGGUAGAGGCACAAACACACAUGCUUAUACGCAUUCGGUGGCCGAAGGCCACCACGUUUUCCUCAACUUGCACACCUUGAAGUUUUACUGCUUGCCCGACAAUUAUGAAAUAAUAGAUUCGUCCCUCGACGACAUUAAAUACCUGCUCAACCCCACAUUUACCGAACAACACAUCAGUACAUUGGACGUUAGCACAAAAAUGUCCCGAGCAAUUGAUGGCCUACUUUACAUGCCAGGAAUCGUCGGUUUAAACAACAUAAAAGCGAACGAUUACUGUAAUGUUGUUUUACAAGCCCUUUCACGUGUUGUCCCUUUACGUAAUUACUUCCUCCGUGAGGAGAACUACAGCAAGAUAAAACGCCCCCCAGGUGACUCCUCUUACCUCCUGGUGCAACGUUACGGUGAACUGAUGCGUAAAUUAUGGAACCCCCGAAAUUUCAAAGCCCACGUUUCGCCGCACGAAAUGCUCCAAGCUGUGGUUUUGUGGAGCAAAAAGCGCUUCCAAAUUACGGCACAAGGCGACCCCAUUGAUUUCCUUUCGUGGUUUUUGAACGCACUUCAUCGGGCACUUAACGGCAAUAAAAAGAAAAACAGUUCCAUCAUUUACCAGUCAUUCCUCGGAAACAUGAAAAUUUACACCAGGAAAAUACCACCGACCGAGCUUGACGACAGACAGAAACGCAUGCUUUUGUCAACUCCAGAGUACCAGGAGAUCAUCACCGAGUCACCCUUCUUGUACCUCACCUGCGACUUGCCUCCACCGCCUCUCUUCAUCGACGAGUUCCGGGAGAAUAUCAUCCCCCAGGUGAACUUGUACCAGCUCCUCACCAAGUUCAACGGACAGACCGAGAAGGAGUACAAGACUUACAAGGAGAAUUUCCUCAAGAAGUUUGAGAUUACGCGUUUGCCGCCUUAUUUAAUCUUGUAUAUUAAGAGGUUUACGAAGAACACGUUCUACGUGGAGAAGAAUCCAACCAUUGUGAAUUUUCCGGUUAGGAAUGUUGAUUUUGGCGAGUUUUUGACGCCCGAAGUUAAGGCCAAACAUAAACAUACGGUCUAUGAUCUAGUGGCGAAUAUUGUGCAUGAUGGAGAGCCGGGGAAAGGCACUUACAGGGUUCAUAUUUUGCAAAAAUCAACGGGCAAGUGGUACGAGAUGCAGGACUUGCAUGUGACGGAUAUUUUGCCGCAGAUGAUUACGCUGACGGAGGCUUAUAUACAAAUUUAUGAGCUAAGAUUAGAAAAGUAAUUUUUUACGAAUAAAAUUCUAUCACCGGAA
Messenger RNA from Tribolium castaneum (red flour beetle), 1680 nucleotides. RefSeq names its product Ubiquitin specific protease 39 (gene Usp39). The coding region runs from base 145 to 1650 and encodes 501 amino acids. The transcript is spliced from 4 exons. Lineage: Eukaryota; Metazoa; Arthropoda; Insecta; Coleoptera; Tenebrionidae. The record is from RefSeq and is a predicted model, not a curated record. Gene Ontology annotation, biological process: protein deubiquitination; mRNA processing; spliceosomal complex assembly. Gene Ontology annotation, molecular function: zinc ion binding; cysteine-type deubiquitinase activity.